AUGGUUGAAAAGAACGUGACUAGAGCGGUGGUUGCCAAGCGGGUCGAUGCAGUAGCACGACGAGAAGAGGCUGUCGUGGCAGAAUCGUUGACCUCAAGCAUCCCGAUUGCAAUUGAUGCUCCACAACGCGCCGUAGACCCCAAUUUAGAUGACGAGUUCAUGACUCCAGAGGGCAGUGAUGAAAUUACUAAGAGUACUAAGACGGAGGUUUUGGAUUUAGACGCGAUUACCUUGGUCCCAAAGUUACCCAACGCUACUAUCGAAGCUAUAUUAAAUACGACCAACGUGCCCCCUCCGACAAUUGAAGUAUCCGACGAUAUAGAUCGGGAGCGAACCCAUAUCUGGGGGAAAAUCAAAGAAGCUCAACAGGCCGGCGAUGAUAUUCUGGUUAAAUACUUGAUGAAUGCGUCCGGUUUAAAUGAUCCUAUUAAGACUAAACCGGCUAUCGCGAGGGCCGUGUCAGCUACUCCGCUGUUUCUAUAA
Molecule: messenger RNA, 483 nt
Organism: Puccinia triticina
Lineage: Eukaryota; Fungi; Basidiomycota; Pucciniomycetes; Pucciniales; Pucciniaceae
Exons: 3
Coding region: 1-483 (160 amino acids)
Source: RefSeq, a predicted model, not a curated record